This is a messenger RNA of Gadus morhua (Atlantic cod), 2031 nucleotides long. It is a transcript of the gene ppwd1, whose product is annotated as peptidylprolyl isomerase domain and WD repeat containing 1. The record is from RefSeq and is a predicted model, not a curated record. Lineage: Eukaryota; Metazoa; Chordata; Actinopteri; Gadiformes; Gadidae. Bases 48 to 1940 code for a protein of 630 amino acids. Gene Ontology annotation, molecular function: protein binding; peptidyl-prolyl cis-trans isomerase activity. The transcript is spliced from 11 exons. Gene Ontology annotation, biological process: protein peptidyl-prolyl isomerization.
GGAUACGGAACUAAAAAAAAGUAGAACCACAACACUUUGAAACCACGAUGGCGGCUGAAGAAACUACAGUGGAUCUGAAACGAAAAGCAGAUGAUAAUCCAGCUGCUGAUGGAGAAGGAGUAGGAGAAGGGGAAGAGGAUGAAUGGGUCGGGCCCAUGCCCUGCGAGGCAUCCCAGACCAAAAAAAGAAAAGUAUUGGAAUAUGAACGGGUUUAUCUGGACAACCUGCCGUCGGCUCUCAUGUAUGAAAGGAGUUACAUGCACAGAGACGUCAUCAGUCAAAUCGUCUGCUCCAAGACGGACUUCAUCAUUACUGGAAGCCAGGAUGGCCAUGUCAAAUUCUGGAAGAAAAGGGAGGACGAGGGAGUAGAGUUCGUUAAACACUUUCGCAGCCAUCUUGGAUAUAUGGAAUGCAUUGCUGUCAGUUCCGAGGGGGCCAUUUUCUGCUCUGUAGGAGACGAUCAGGCAAUGAAAGUGUUCGAUGUUGUCAACUUUGACAUGAUCAACAUGCUGAAACUAGGCUUCCACCCGGGCCAAUGUGAAUGGAUUUACAAUCCAGGGGACCCCAUAUACACCGUGGCCGUGUCUGAGAAGUCCACGGGGAAGAUCUUUGUUUUCGACGGGCGUGGGAACAGCGAGCCACUUCACAUCUUUGACAAGAUGCACACCUCCCCGCUGUCCAAAAUAUGCUUGAACCCCAAAUUCAGGGUCAUUGUUUCUGCUGACAAAGCAGGAAUGAUCGAAUACUGGACCGGCUACCGGAACGAAUUUAAGUUCCCGAAAUACGUGGAUUGGGAGUACAAAACAGACACAGACUUGUAUGAAUUUGCGAAGAAUAAGACAUACCCCACCAGCCUUACCUUCUCCCCCGAUGGCAAGAAAAUGGCCACCAUUGCCUCCGACCGCAAAGUGAGAAUCUUCCGGUUCCUCACUGGGAAACUGAUGAGAGUGUUCGAUGAGUCGUUGCCGAUGUUCACAGAGCUGCAGCAGAUGAGGCAGCAGUUGCCCGACAUGGAGUUUGGGCGGCGCAUGGCCCAGGAGAGGGAGCUGGAGAAGGUGGACGGCAUCCGACUGACCAACAUCAUCUUCGACGAGACCGGUCACUUUGUCCUCUACGGGACCAUGCUGGGCAUCAAGGUCAUCAAUGUGGAAACCAACAGGUGCGUGAGGAUCCUGGGGAAGCUGGAGAACAUCCGCGUGUUGAAGCUGUGUCUGUUCCAGGGCAUCGCCAAGGCCAGCCAGGUGGCGCCCACCGUGGAGAUGACGGCCUCCGACAACCCGGCCCUGCAGAACCAGAUGCCCGACCCCACCAUCUUCUGCACCGCCUUCAAGAAGAACCGCUUCUACAUGUUCUCCAAGAGGGAGCCGGUGGACACCAAGAGCGCCGAGUCGGACCGCGACGUGUUCAACGAGAAGCCGUCCAAGGAGGAGGUGAUGGCCGCCACCCAGGCCGAGGGCCCCAAGAGGGUGUCGGACAGCGCCAUCAUCCACACCACCAUGGGGGACAUCCAUAUCAAGCUCUUCCCAGUCGAAUGCCCCAAAACGGUUGAGAACUUCUGUGUUCAUAGCAGAAAUGGCUACUUCAACGGCCAUAUAUUCCACAGAGUCAUCAAGGGCUUCAUGGUCCAGACGGGGGACCCCACGGGCACAGGGAUGGGCGGCGAGAGCAUCUGGGGUGGGGAGUUUGAGGACGAGUUCCACGCCACGCUGAGACACGAUCGCCCGUACACACUCAGUAUGGCCAACGGGGGCCCCGGCACCAACGGCUCCCAGUUCUUCCUCACCGUUGUGCCCACCCCGUGGCUGGACAACAAGCACACAGUGUUCGGGAGGAGUGCCAAAGGCAUGGAGGUGGUCCAAAGGAUCUCCAACGUCAAGGUCAACCCCAAGACGGACAAGCCCUACGAGGACAUCAGCAUCAUUAACAUCACCAUCAAGUGAUCAGGACCAGCCCCUUUUUUUAACUAUUAUGUACAGAUUUGACCUACAUGCCUUUUUUUUUAAACAGAAUAAAGUGUUUAUUCAAAGACUA